GUUUUGAACAAUAUUUUCUUAUGCGUUUCAAGUAUUCCUUCAAAGGGAAUCACCUACUCAUCAACCCCCUAACACUCCUCCCACGUUGCCUUUCUCUCCAUCUUUUAUAUUUUCAACUCUUUCUCAUAACCAAAGAUCAAUUGAAGCAAAGAAACAUACAUUAGUUAAAUUGGAAUGCAAAAAAAGCUUCACGCUAGAUGAUGACAUGAAGGAGUUUUAGUGUCAGAAAUUUAGAAGGCUCGACAAAUGAUUCAAGGGCAGCUAAUAUUCAAAAUUGCAAUAUAUCUCUCUGAAGUAUAAGUACAUGAAGACAGGUUUAAUUUCACGUGACACCUUCUCACUAAUGGCCAACAAAUUACAUGAAACAUCUUGCAAUGAUACGAGGCUUGGCAAACUUUCAUGUGAGUAAUAAUCCCCACAUAUCUGCUAGUGAAAACAUCCUGCAAAUCAAAUUCCACUUACACUCAACCAGCAUAGGAACCAUGAAACAAGAGCCACUGGCAUCACCAACGACAUCGUCACUACCACAACCAACAAUAACAACAAAAAAUGUGAUCAAGAUUCAGAACAGUUUGACUCCAUCACGGUUAAGACUUCCUUCCAAGUACAGAGAGCCUCCAAAGACUCCACCAGAGGUUGUCAACAAUGGGAUGGUGUCAACGCCAUUGAGGAGAGCCAAGUCCGUAACUCCAGAGUUGAAGCACAAUUCAAGGAUCAAAAAGGGUCUUGUGCUGAACAAGGCCAAACCCAAUGAAGAGGUUUUGGGAACAACGCAAAGGGGUAGGGAAGUUGAAGAGGCUAAGGUUGUUUCUCGUUUCGUUAGGCCUCAUGCUGUGGAACAGUUUUCAAGGCCAAGAAGUGGAGUUGGAGAUUUUGCUUUUAAGAGGGAUAAGGAGGACCCUGAUGGGAAGAGUAAGAAGGAAUUGAUGGAGAAGCUCGAGGCGAGUGAGAGUUUGAUAAAGAAUCUGCAGUCUGAAGUGCUGGCUCUGAAGGCUGAAUUGGAGAAAGUUAAGGGCUUGAAUGUGGAGCUUGAGUCUAACAACAGGAAACUCACUGAGGAUCUUGCUGCUGCUGAAGCAAAGGUGGUGUCUUUGAGUGGCAAUGAGAAGGAGCCAAAUGGAGAACAUCAGAGCCCCAAGUUUAAACUCAUUCAGAAACUCAUUGCUGACAAAUUAGAAAGGUCCAUAGUGAAAAAGGAAUCCAUUACUAAUGGAGGCUUUGUUAAAGCAUCAAUUCCAGCACAAACUGCAAUUCCUGAGGUCACAACUACGAGGACAGGAAGAAAACCUACAUGCAACUCGUGCCUGCCACCACCUCCACCACCGAUGCCACCAUCAAUCCCUUCUAGGCCUAUAGCAAAAGCGAAUAACACUCAAAGGGCCCCAGCAUUUGUGAAAUUAUUUCACACAUUAAAGAAUCAAGAAGGGAUGAAAAGCACAACGGGGUCAGGUAAACAGCAGAGACCAGUAGCUGUCAAUGUACACAGCAGCAUUGUUGGAGAAAUUCAAAACCGUUCUGCUCAUCUUUUAGCAAUAAGGGCAGACAUUGAAACUAAAGGAGAGUUUAUUAAUGACCUUAUAAAAAAGGUGGUAGAAGCGGCCUACACAGAUAUCGAAGAUGUCUUAAAUUUUGUUAAUUGGCUUGAUGGUGAACUCUCAUCAUUGGCUGAUGAGCGUGCAGUCUUGAAGCAUUUUAAUUGGCCCGAGAGGAAAGCUGAUGCCAUACGUGAAGCUGCAGUUGAGUAUCGCGAACUUAAAUCAUUAGAGCAAGAGAUUUCCUCCUUCAAGGAUGACCCAGAAAUUCCAUGUGGAGCUUCCUUGAGAAAGAUGGCUAGCCUAUUAGACAAGUCUGAGAGCAGCAUACAGAGGCUAAUCAAGUUGCGAAAUUCUGCAAUGCGUUCAUACCAAGAGUACAAAAUUCCAACUGCUUGGAUGCUUGAUUCAGGAAUCAUGACCAAGAUAAAGCAGGCUUCUAUGACUCUGGUCAAGAUGUAUAUGAAAAGAGUGACAAUGGAGCUUGGAUCAGCUCGGAACUCAGACAGACAGUCUAGCCAAGAAUCCCUUCUUCUCCAGGGCAUGCAUUUUGCAUAUAGAGCUCAUCAGUUUGCUGGUGGUCUAGAUGCAGAAACUUUGUGUGCUUUUGAAGAGAUAAGGCAACAUGUACCAGCACACUUGGCAGGUUCUCGGGAACUUUUGGCUGGCAUAGCAUCAUCAUGAGAGGCCUUUGAUAUAUUAUACUUUCUUUUCCUUAUGUCCAACGUUGAACAACAUUAACAUUUGGAAGAAAUAAGAAGGAACAUGAAGAUAUUCUGAAAAGAGUACAUUAAAUAUAGUGGUUGAGCAAGUUAAGUGGCUAGGCUGCUACUGUUCAAUGGUUUAAAACUAGCAGCUUCCCUCAUCUUGCUCUGUGGAUAAAAUCUUUACUCAUCGAGCUUAAAUAUUUUUUUCCCCCCAAGUUAGACCCCUCUACUUUCUAAUUAUGUAACAACAAGAAGAAGCUUUGCAUGUAUAGGUGCAUAUAAUUAACUUCUACUGAGUACUGAGUUUCUGUAAUAAACUAGAAUUUUUACAGUGAUGUUAUUGAAAAGUAAAGUCCAAAGUAUUCAAAGACUUGAUUAUCAA
Molecule: messenger RNA, 2621 nt
Organism: Glycine soja
Lineage: Eukaryota; Viridiplantae; Streptophyta; Magnoliopsida; Fabales; Fabaceae
Exons: 10
Coding region: 360-2216 (618 amino acids)
Biological process (GO): chloroplast organization
Cellular component (GO): chloroplast outer membrane
Source: RefSeq, a predicted model, not a curated record